GCCGACACGCCCGCGCUUUGAGCCGCCGCCAACACGUCGUGACUGGCUGCGGGGCUCUCGUGCUCUUUGUUCGCGGUUGCGCGUUUCUAUUCUCAGUCACUGCUGGCCUUCACAACGUCGGCUUUGAUGCGUGACUGGUAUAUGAGAGCGGCGGCCGCGACGUCCUUGCCUGGCCUCUUCUCUUGAAGAAACACAACGCUCAUUCAGUUUGACUCACGAAUCUCCUUCUGUCUUUUUCCUUCUCUUUUGCAUAUCUUACAUAGCGCGGCACCGGUUGCCCUUGCAUCCAUCCAGCAUAUCGAUAGCGAUAGCGAUACCCCUGAUCGCCACCUCCACGACCACACAUCUGAGCCUGCAACUCCAACUUCCGUACCCGCCAGCCACUCGACCUCGAAAAUGGGCAAACUCGGCACCGCCAUCAAGCUCGGCCAGACCGCCGCCCAGCAUGCCCGCACCGCGCAAGACCUCCACGCAACCUCGAAAAACCUCCACGCGACAGCCACCGAGCUCCGCGGCAUGGACGCGCGCGACGUCGGCCGCGCCGCCGGGCACACGGCGUACACGCAGGGCGCCGAUACGGGCAAGACGGUUGCCAAGACGUGGCUCAAGACGUUCGAGGUGGUCCCGCGGCUGGUGUGUCGCGGGCUGCAGUUCCUGUUCGCGCUGAUAGCGUGCGGCUUCUAUGUCGGUGCUAACAGCAACGAGGGCGCCGCCGUGUGGCUCUUUGCCAUUACCAUUUCCAGCCUGAGCGCGGCGACGGCCGUCUUGUUCGCGCUCGCGACGCCGCUCGCCGCCAUCCCCUUCAUCGGCGGCAAGAUGAAGCUGGUCAAGACGUACCGCGCCUUCGCCUGGGAUCUAGCCCUGUUUGUGUGCUGGCUCGUCGCAUUCGGCGUCUUUGCCGGCAUCUUUCUGCACAGGGACAACGGCGACGUGUUUAAGGGCGCCAAGCCCGCGCCGAUGAAGGCCGCCGUCUGGAUUGAUCUGUUGAAUGCGGUGCUGUGGCUGGUGAGCGGGGUGUAUGGGGCGGUGAAGACGUUUCUGGGGGACAAGGCGGAUGCGGUGACGGACAAGUUGGGCGACAAGAUGUUCAAGAAGAGAGAGGUGGGGGCGGGGCCGGGGAAGGAGGCGGGGUAUGCGGAGAGCGUCUAGAGGGUUGUGGGAAGGCACUUCUGGGAUGCAUUUAGCGAGGCGUUUGAAC
Messenger RNA from Paraphaeosphaeria sporulosa, 1198 nucleotides. RefSeq lists its product as uncharacterized. Lineage: Eukaryota; Fungi; Ascomycota; Dothideomycetes; Pleosporales; Didymosphaeriaceae. The record is from RefSeq and is a predicted model, not a curated record. Bases 397 to 1149 code for a protein of 250 amino acids. The transcript has a single exon.